Molecule: messenger RNA, 4380 nt
Organism: Pediculus humanus corporis (human body louse)
Lineage: Eukaryota; Metazoa; Arthropoda; Insecta; Psocodea; Pediculidae
Product: adam, putative
Exons: 12
Coding region: 1-4380 (1459 amino acids)
Biological process (GO): membrane protein ectodomain proteolysis; Notch signaling pathway
Cellular component (GO): plasma membrane
Molecular function (GO): metalloendopeptidase activity
Source: RefSeq, a predicted model, not a curated record
AUGAAAAUUCAGGAUCGUGUGAUACUUAAUGAUUUAAUUAAAUAUUACGAACCUGCCAUGUAUGUUCCGGAGGACAUAAGAAAUUUUCACAGGCGUCGAAGAAGAGGAAUCGAUGGUGUCCCCUUUAACAAACCCUUGAGAAUCAGUUUUAAAGCUCACGACAGAGAAUUUAAUUUAAUUUUAAGAACAGACGACAGAAUAUUUGCCGAUGAUGUCGUUUUCGAUGCGACGUCACGUUCGGUCAUGUACGACACUCAAAGGGUAUACACUGGAGUGCUGGAAGGUGAAGAAGGUUCUUUGGUUCAGGGUAUAGUGACCAAAGAUGGACUUUUCGACGGAACUAUAUUUUCAAAAAAUGAAAUUUUUUACAUAGAACCCGUUUCGAGGUAUACGCCGUCCAAUAACGAACAACACCAAAAUUUCACGUCUUUGCCCCAUCAAAUCCACACGAUCAUUUACAAGACGACCGAUGUGAAAAUCCCUCCAUCUUUAAACAAAACAUGUGCCUCACAAAAUUUAUACUUAUCUAGAAUAAAGCAAAAUACUAACGACGAAUCCAUUGGUUAUUCUGGAAAGGGGAAAAGGUUUCUCAGGCACGAAAAAAAUGGUGGUGAUCGUUACCGUAGUAGUAAUGUUAAUAAUAAUGAUUAUUACGAAUACGAUAACGAUGGUGAUGACGAUGACGACGAUUAUAAUAUUAGUAAUAAUUAUAAUAAUAAUAAUAAUAAUAAUAAAAAACGUUUUUUAGAAAAAAUUUUAGAUAGAAGUGAAAAUAAUAAAAAUUCUACCGUUACGCGUCAUAAAGAAAAAAAAAAAAGUACAAAAAAAAAUGGCGUUUCUUCUAGUCUUCCCGUUGUUGUUAGUAGUCACGAUGGUUUAAGCAAAUCAAAUAUAUUAAAAACUUAUUUUAAUUCGGACGAAUACGAUCGGACUCGUAGGAAAAAAAAAGUGAACGAUAACGGUUUCGUCGAUGUUUUUAAAUACCGACCGAAAGUUCAGUUAAACGAUUUUAAAAUAAUUACAAAUAAUAAUAAUAAUAAUAACAACAAUAUGGUGAACCGGCCUAAAAUAAUAACGAAAUCCCAAGGGAAGAAUAAUGAGUCAGAAAACGAAUCGUUGAAACACGUGAUUAAAAGAGCAACGAUUGAUCCGAAGAAAACUACCUGCAUGCUGUACCUGCAAGCUGAUCAUUUAUUCUAUCAAAAAUACGGUACGGAAGAAGCUUGCAUAGAAGUCAUGACGAGACACGUUCAAAGAGUCAAUUCGAUAUAUAAAACGACGGAUUUUAAUCAGGAUGGUAAAAGCGACAACAUAAGUUUCAUGAUAAAAAGGAUUAAGGUUCACACCGUCGAAUCGAGUAAAGAUCCGAGUUAUCGUUUUCCCGGAAAUUACGGAGUGGAAAAAUUUCUCGAAUUGUUUUCCGAAGAAGAUUACGAUGCUUUUUGUCUCGCUUACAUGUUUACGUAUCGAGAUUUCGAAAUGGGUACUUUGGGUUUGGCUUGGACGGGUGAUUUGAAAAAUGCCGGAGGAGUCUGUGAAAAAAAUGGACAUUAUCGUGGAAGUUUGAAAAGUCUCAACACGGGUAUCGUCACGUUAUUAAAUUAUGGAAAACACGUACCUCCAGCAGUGAGUCACGUGACUUUGGCCCACGAAAUCGGUCAUAAUUUUGGUUCUCCGCACGAUCCGGAAUCUUGCACUCCUGGAGGAGAGGAUGGAAAUUACAUAAUGUUUGCAAGAGCAACUUCCGGAGACAAGAAAAAUAAUAAUAAAUUUUCGCCUUGCAGUUUGAACAGCAUCAAUCCUGUACUUAAUACCAAAGCCAGAAGUCAAAUGGGAUGUUUCACGGAGCCGCAAGUUGCCAUUUGUGGAAAUGGCGUCGUGGAAGCUGGAGAAGAUUGCGAUUGCGGGUGGGAAGAAGAUUGUAGAGAUUCUUGCUGUUAUCCCCAACGACGAUAUCCACCUCCGGGAGAGCCUCCCUGCAAGCUCACUCCCAACAGUAUAUGCAGUCCCUCGCAGGGACCCUGUUGCACUUCCGAAUGUCAACUUAAAUUCGGAGAUAAAUGCAGAGACGACAACGGAUGUCGUGAUUCGAGUUAUUGCGAUGGUCGAUCCGCGUCUUGUCCUCCAUCAGUCAAUAAACCCAACAAAACGAUUUGCAACGACGAAUUCGUUUGUUUCAUGGGAGAAUGUACCGGAUCCAUAUGUCUUGCCUACGGUUUGGAAUCGUGUCAGUGCAUGCCAGGGCCUAAAGAUUCGUCGACGAAGGCUUGCGAAUUAUGUUGUAAAAAACCUGGAGAUGAUCAGCCUUGCAUUUCUUCGUUCGAUUGGAACGAUGCGCCCUACGACGUACCCGAUAUGUUUUCCAAACCCGGUACACCGUGCAACGAUUACAAUGGUUAUUGUGAUGUCUUCCAAAAAUGUCGCGAAGUCGAUCCGAGCGGUCCACUCGCGACUCUAAGAAAAUUAUUAUUAUCAGAAGAAAGUUUAGCGAUAUUUAAAAGAUGGGUAACCGAACACUGGUACACGGUUUUGGCAAUCGUCGUGUCGAUACCAUUUUUAUUGGCCCUGAGCACAAAACUCUUGGGAAAACAUCAAGACGUCAAAUUAAAAUCCGUUACCAUAAUUCAUAGUGCGACAACCGAAACCGUUAGACUUCCACCGGAAGGAGAUGCCGGCCUCACGGUUCAUCCACAGGCUGUGAGAACUAAAUUACCUCUUCAUCGCAAAGUGCGAGAGAAAAAAUUACAUACCAAAGUAGUGUCGAAAAGAAAGAGUAAGAAAACCGAACCGGAAGAAGACAAUAAGAAAACGGAUUUAUUAAGUAAAAAUAUUAGAGAAUCUCAAGAGGGUAAAAAAUUGGAACUCUUAAAUAAAAGUAUUAAAGAAUUGGAAAAGAGUGUGAGUAAGAAACCUUCCAGCAAUGUUAAAAAGUUGGAACAACAAAAAAGAAUAGAAGUGCAAAAAACUAGUCAUGCACUCAUCGCGUCGUCGAAGGCUGUUUCAAAAUCAAGAGAGCAAAAGGGGGGGGGGAAAUCACCGGAAGACACCGGACGACAUCACAAAACCUCGAGAGAUAAACAUCACAUUGCAGAUCGUCAAAAGGUCAGUAAAAAGCAUCAAAAACCGGUCGUAGAAGAAACUUGCAAGGAAGUAGUAGUAAAAACAGAUGGAAAUUCAAAAUUGUUGCAAUCCGUCCCGGAACAGAAUAAAAAGGACGCGGAUUUAAAAACUAGUUCCGGUAACAACAAUUCCUCGUCGCACCCGGUUACACCCGAAGAGGAAGAAGAACCGAUUUACGAAAACAUUGACGGAGUGAGUGCGAAGGAUGUUUGCAUCGUUAACGAAGAGGUCGAACAAAAAACGAAGGGCAGUCGAAAUAAACGGUCCAGCAGAAUCCUAACGGAAAUUAAUGAACCGAAAUCAAAGGACGAUUCAGAUGAGAAAAAGAAAAAAAGUCCAACGAAAGUUGUGACGAAGAAAAGUUCACCUUCGAAAACGUCACCGAAAAAGAAAAAGAUGAAAACGGAAAUAAUUGAGUAUAAUAACGACGAGAGUCGGAUAAACGCCUCGACGAAAACCUCAGGGAUCCCCGCGGAAGAUCCUCUGGGAAAAGUACAAAACUGGUUACUUCAUUCUAUUUCGACGGGGAAAACGAGUGAAAAUUUCGGUAUAAUGACUUUGACUCUUCCGAAAUCGAAAUCGAGUCCUGUGGGAUUGUCGAACAAGUCAAAAACGGCGGAUCAUCAUUUGAAAAUAAUAAAUCAUCCGAAAAUAGUGCAUAAAAACGACAAAGUCGUACAGAUACCAAAACUAACGCAAAAAAGAUCGCGGAGCACGGGAAAUUUAAGAAAACCGGAUAAGAAAGAUGAGAAAAUAAAAUUGCAAGUGGUUUAUAAGCCUCCGUUUAAGUUUAGCGUGAAACUACGUAAGAACAGAGUUUUAAGCGCGAUCGGAACGAAAAUCCUCGAUGAAAAAACGACGAAUCAAACGACGACGACGAUGACGAGAAAACAAUCGAACAACAACAACAACAACAAUCACGUCGGAAACGGAAAUGAAAAAAUUCAAAGAGCGGCCGUUCUCGUGAGAACAUCCAGAAGACAUUCGAAACAAAAAUCGGAAAAUAAAAAAGGAAAACAUUCGUCGCCUCAAACGACGACGUCGUCAUCCUCUUCGCCGAACAAGGACAACAACAACGCGACGGAAAAUCCGUUCACUUUUCCAUCUGGUGUCGCACCCAUGACCGCACCCUCCAUAAAUUCUAAACAGCUUCCCAUUUAUCUGACAGAUCAAGCCGACAUUGAUUCGAACAUGCACACGGUUCCCUCGGAUUUGGACGUUUUGCUUUCCGAAAGUAAAUUUUUAUUUUCCGACCAGUAA